Molecule: messenger RNA, 2094 nt
Organism: Haplochromis burtoni (Burton's mouthbrooder)
Lineage: Eukaryota; Metazoa; Chordata; Actinopteri; Cichliformes; Cichlidae
Exons: 9
Coding region: 613-1809 (398 amino acids)
Molecular function (GO): protein binding
Source: RefSeq, a predicted model, not a curated record
UCAAGUCACAUUAGCUCCACCCCACGCUUCCAGUUGAACUCAUAGUAAGUAGUACAUUCUUCAUCUUAAAGCUCAAAGAUGUCUUGACGUGUGUAGCAAAUGCAAGAAGUAUUUACUGCAGGUACUCUUCACUUGUUCACUUGCCACAAUUUUAAUAACAGAAAUGUCACAGCCUUCACAUUAAUGUCAGUUGGACUGUUUUCACACCUUGGCCAUCUGCGUAUGGAGUAAUAAGACAGGUCAUGAAAAAAUGACCACUUUUACAGUGUCACCACUGUCUGCUGACUGGGCAAACUGAAGAAACUGCCAACACUACAGAAAUUUCAUGUCUACGCUUGCAACAAGUCUGUGAAAAAUUGCACCUUUAGAUGCUGUUAAACUGAAUUUUCUCCUUUUUUUAAACUGAAGCGGGUCAGUAUUUAAGGCCAUGUUCAGACAGGGUGCAGUUUCUCAUCAUGAUGAAAUGAGAGGUGAGUGUAGCGUUACACUUAUAGACAUCUGAUUGCAUUGAAAUUGGACGUCCAAACGUAUUUAAUCUUUAGCGAUUUUCAUUCUUUCAGCACUUUAAUGUCCCGCUUCUAUAACCACAGACUGCUGACUGAAUAGUUCAAGAUGGUUGUCUUAGCUCUGGCCAUGUUCGUAGCAUUGUCAUCUUGUGCAGUUGGUUGCUCGGGGAACACAAAUUCUUCUGAACUCAAACUUUGGCGCGUAGAAGAUCAACCUUUGUCUGUGCAACUAGCUGCUAUUUUCAAGGAGAUGGAGAGCCUGAAGUGUGAACAAACAACACUUCAGCAGCAGCACAAUGCUCUGACUCAGAUGCAUAUAUCAAGCCAUCAGAAAAGAGCUCAGAAGAAAGUAGCAGGAACACACAUCCUCACUUACAGUCCAAAUUACAUUGAGGUUGAUAACAUUCAGUCAUCUGUGGAAGAUGCAAGAAGACGAGGUGACCCCUGUUUCCACUACACGGUCCUAGAUCAGACCUGGCGCGCCACCAACACCACCAGCAAGCUGAAGAUGUGUGAUCGGCAAGUAGACUGGAAAGGGUGGUACCGUCUUUUCUACAAGGGUAAAAGUCUGCAGAUGCCUGAGAGGUGCGUCCCUGUGAACAAAUGUGGCACCAACUCCCCGCUGUGGCUGUCCGGGCCUCAUCCAAGGAUCAGGGAUGGUAUUGUGACCCGCAAUGUCUGCGGCACUUGGAACAAAAGAUGCUGUGCUUUCCAUUCCACCCCCAUCAAAGUCAAGAAGUGCCCAGGCAACUAUUACGUCUAUCAGUUCACUAAGCCAACAUCCUGUUAUUUGGCUUAUUGUGCAGACGUCAACACGCUUGUGUGCGGUCGAUGCAGGAGAAACCAGUCCUGUGUGAGCAGAGAUAAGAUUAACUGGAGAUGCAAGACAAACAGAAUGUCUUCCCAAAAGAUCCACUUCUUUGCGUCUUACCCAGCCCAAAUCAAUGGCAAACUGAACAGGAUCAAGUACAGCAAGGUGCUGGUGAAUGUGGGCCGAGCCUUCGACAGGAGGACUGGUGUGUUCAGGGCUCCCGUCAAAGGAAUCUACCAGUUCUUCUUCUCCACUCAGACAACCAUUAAGGGCCUUAAAACCGAUCUGUGGCUAGUAAUAAAUAAUUACUGGGUGGCCGUUUCUCGUGCACAUGUUCCCCGUUCCUACAGUGUUGGAAGCACAUCUACCUACAUGACUUUCCUCCGCAGAGGGGCUUCAGUCUAUGUCACCCACAACUGUGGUAACUCCUGGGCCACUGCUGCAUCCAUGACGAUUACAUUUGGAGGCUCACUGCUUUUACAAAGUAAAUAAUAUACACCUCUGAUGUUUAAAAUGGUGCUCAUUGAUGUCGCGUGUCACUUUUAUUUGUUUUUGUAUUUUAGCAAAGAGGAGAUAAGGAAAAAGUUUGUUCUUUCUGUCAACAGAUUCACGGUUGUUGUAAUUUAUUUCAUUAUUUUUGCUAAUGCUAACUCGUGCUAAAUCAACCAGUUCCACUGUAUUAACUACUCUGGAGUGCCAGCUAAAUGUCUGCUUUGAUGCUUAAGUGAAAAUAUUAAUAUUAAAAAGACUUAAGAGUGAUGUUAUUAUCUAAAUUCA